UCAUUUCCAAGAGUGACGUCAGAUUGUGUGAGUCGGGGCUGGGCUGGGAAACAGUAGCUGUUGGAAAAAACAUGUAACGGUGCAAGGUACGCUGCACCUUCUCACGACAUUCCUUACUGAGACCCAGUUCAUCUAACGAGACAAACUCCUGUUUAUCAUACUGUGACCGUGUAAGGUGGUGGGGAAGGCCUAAUCUCUCAUCUUCAAUAGGCCCCCCCCAGCCAUGGACAAACAAGGAGCCAUGAGUACAUCAGGCAAAGCCAGUGGGCUAAAACCCCCCAGUAAAAUAGUCCGUCCCUCCGGCGUUCCAUCACGGACAUCACCGUCAUCUGGUACCUCGAAGCCAGUUCCUCCUGAAAAGUCCCCUGGCAGUGUGACCUCACCAGUCCAAGAUGGAAACACAGACUUUAAAAUUGGAGAGAGAGUCUGGGUGAACGGCAACAAGCCUGGCUAUGUGCACUUUGUUGGAGGGACGCAGUUUGCUCCCGGCCAGUGGGCGGGCAUUGUGCUGGACGAGUCGAUCGGGAAAAACGAUGGCUCUGUGGCAGGGGUCCGGUACUUCCAGUGUGAGGACGGACGGGGGAUAUUCACGCGGCCUUCAAAGCUGUCCAGAACAGCACUGCCAGAGAAGGAGACGAAUGGAGGCCGGGCCAGCCCAACACAAGGAGUCUCCGCAACAAGCGAGGCAGCACCUGCUGGCACUACUUCAUCUACUCCAGGCACCGCCAUUAAGACAGGCGGAGCACUUAACCGGAUCCUGACAUCCAGUGAGUCAGUGUCCAACCUCUCCGACCCAGAUUCCACGAAGAAGAACAGAAGGGAGCUAAGGCUGGGAGACCGAGUGCUGGUUGGUGGUACCAAGGCAGGAGUGGUGAGGUUUCUCGGAGAGACAGACUUUGCUAAGGGAGACUGGUGUGGAGUCGAACUAGAUGAACCUCUAGGCAAGAAUGAUGGCGCUGUAGCUGGAACCAGGUACUUCCAGUGCAUGCCCAGGUAUGGCCUGUUUGCUCCAGUUCACAAGGUGACCCGAAUUGGCUUCCCCUGUACCACCCCUUCCAAGGCAAAGAGCUCACGGAGGAGGUCCAUUCUCAAAAGAAGCCCCAGCGCUUCCUCCAUCAGCUCCAUCAGCUCCGCCACCUCCUCAAUCAGUGGGAAACCCAGCCGAGCAGGACUGCUGACAGAAACGUCAGCUCGGUACGCUCGUAAGAUUUCAGGCACCACAGCCCUGCAGGAGGCUCUGAAGGAGAAGCAGCAGCACAUCGAGCAGCUGCUGGCAGAGAGGGACCUGGAGAGGUGCGAGGUGGCAAAAGCAACCAGCCAUGCAGGAGAGGUGCAGCAGGAGCUGACUCUGCUGAGGAAAUGCCGGGAUCAGUACGCAGUGGAGAUGGAGGCCAAGAUGGAUCAGCUGCGGUCGAUGGUAGAAGCAGCAGAUAGAGACAAAGUGGAGCUGCUCAACCAGCUGGAGGAGGAGAAGAGGAAAGUGGAGGACCUACAGUUUCGAGUAGAAGAGGCAUGCAUCACCAAGGGAGACCUCGAGACGCAGACCAGGCUGGAGCAUGUCCACAUAAAGGAGCUUGAGCAGAGCCUGCUCUUUGAAAAGACCAAAGCUGAAAAACUCCAGAGGGAUUUAGAGGACACUAGGGUGGCCACAGUGUCUGAGCGCUCCAGGAUAAUGGAGCUAGAGAGGGAGGUGGCAGAUCUCCAGCUCAGGCUCCGGGCGUCCCAGCAGAAGGAGGAUGCUGUGUCUCUGUCACAGCAACAAAUCAGCAGCCUCAAGGCACAGGUUCAGUCUCAGGAGAAGAAGAUCAGUGAGCUGAGUGUUGACCUGGAGAGCAAGCAGAAAGAGCUUCAGUCUGUACAGCAGGAUAAGACGUCUUUGGAACAACAGCUAACCAGUCUGAGAGAAAAACUUGAGACAGCUGAGGAGGAGAACAGGAAAGCAGCAAAGACAAUGCAAGGAUUGGAGCAGAUUGUGGAGCGUUCAACGAAAGACUACCAGACCCUGAAGGAGGAGAAUCAUUCCAGGGAGAAAGAGCUGAGAGCCCAGCUGACACAGGCCACUGAAAAGUCAGAGAGGUUGGCCUUUUCGCUGGAGCAGUUGACCCUUGACAAUAGGACACUGGAGACACAGCUUGAGGCUUUGAAACAGCAGAAUUCCAAAUAUCAGGAAGAGCUCAGUCUGUCAAAAGAGGGGAGCAGCUCAGAAAACCAGCGUAUUGGCGUCCUCUGCAAGGAAAUUGAGGAGCUGAAGCUGGCAUCCCACAAGUCUCAGCAUCCUGAUGAGCACAACGAGGAUCACAGCUGUCAGCAGCCAGACAUGAAGACCAGAGAAAUUGUCUCAAAUGUGGAAUCAGAGGGGGACACAAACUUCCAGAAAACCACUGGAGCCUUAAUCUCAGACAAAGACCGGGAAUUAGAAACUCUGAGGAAUGAGAUCACGGUGCUGCGAGGAGAAAAUGCCAUGGCCAAGACCCUGCAGUCGGCCGUGGAAACGCUAGAGAGAGACAAAGCUCAGCUGCAGAGCCGCGUUCAUAGUCUAGAGCAAAGGCUUAUGGGAGCACAAGCCUCGGAGGAAGGAGACAAGGAACUCCCACCCUCUGGUGAUGCAGCUCUGGAGCAGCUGAGGGAAGAGAAGGAGUUUGCAGAGGGACAGAUCAACUUCCUGAAUAGUGUGAUUGUGGACCUGCAGCGGAAGAACGAGGAGCUGAAGAUCAAAUUGAAGAAGCUUGCUUUGUCUGAGUUCAAUGGUAACGACGGGACUGAUGGGUUUGAUGAAGGCAUAUCUAAGAGAGAGAAGAAGGCAACCCCGCGUCUCUUCUGUGACAUCUGUGACUGCUUUGACCUCCACGACACAGAGGACUGCCCCACUCAGGCUCAGAGCCCCGACUCUGUACCUCACACCACCUACCAUGGCAACCCUGCCGUUGAAAGGCCCUACUGUGAUAUCUGCGAGGCCUUCGGACAUGCCACAGAGUCCUGCAAUGAUGAUCAGACCUUCUAGAGGCUCCAGGUGUUUUAUUCUCCUUCCCCUUCCUUUUGCUUCCUCGCCUUAAAAAGUUCAGUUACCACCGUUUCCUCUCCUGUUCUUUUUUCCCCACAGUCCAACCCAACAUGUCUGAAUAUAGCCGCUGCAAAUUUUUCCAUAAUGUAUUUUUAUACCGUAUUUAUGCAUAUCAGAAGUAGCCACUGUCCUGGUCUGAAUCCUUUACUCUGCAGCUCCAUUCUGUGUCAUGAAGAAUGCUCGUCCAAAUACUGUAUGCUGCUUUGGUGCAAUAUUGAUGUUAAUAACAAAAGGAAUCUGUCCUCUGCACUUGUCAUUUUUAAUGUUUGUUUUGCAUUUCAGUUUCUCUAAAAUAACUUCGGCUGAAUUUGUUGAUGGUCAGCAAAGGGAAGCACAGUUGAAUGAAGGGAAGAUGAAGCACCUCUCCACUCUGUUUCACAUAGCUCAGUGUGAUGCUAGAAACCAAUCACACUGAUGCUGCCAUAACUUUUUUUUAUGUUUUCAUGCAAUAUUUUGUAAAGCCCUUUUAAUAAAAAAGGGAAAAAUAUUUUUGGGAAAAAGUAAUUAUAAUAAUAAAACUGAAAAAGUUGUAAUGUUUUGGUGGACAUAUAGGUGAAACAAGAAAAAAAAAAUCCAUGCACAUCCUCACCACUAUAUGGGGCAGGUGCUGAAGAAAUGCAUAAAUACAAAAAACGAAUUAACAGCUGGCGUACUGCAGAACGCCAGCUUUAUUUAUUUAUUGCAUAUUAAUAGUGUGUAGCAUACAUGCUCUUCAUCACACAGUGAAACAGUUCAGUGCCAUCUUAAAUCACCUGUGAUUAUACUGCCAUCAGGUUACUUUGCCAUCAGCAAGUAUAAGCAAACUUUUAACGGGGCUCUCUUCAUAAUUAGAUCCAAUAAAUAUGAUUAAUAUUAAAUGGCCCAAAGCUCAAAGCACAACAACACAUGAAUCCUUGAAGAAUACACAGAGAUUUCAAAAUGAUCUAACAUGGUAAUGCAAGGAAUUGUGAAAAAGUAAGAAUGUCCAUUUCUGAAGUGUGUAUGAGCUGGAUUCAUUUUUUUUCUUUUUUUCAAUAUUAAAUCUUUGCCGUUAAGUUGCAUAUCAUUCCUACUUUGACAAGGAAAAGCAGACAAAUUUUCCUCAACACUUUGUUUCAAGUGCAUAUAUUAAAAUAGACAUUUGGAAUAUUAUUACUAAAUUCUUAUAAUGGUAAUUAUCAUAGUUAGUAUUCUAAAAAUACUGCAUCACUGUAAAAAUUUAAUUUUGUUCUCAGAAUAUUACAACUUUUUCAAUAAAUCAUUUGGCUUUAUUAUUUAAAAUGUUAUACAGACAUUUUUAAUGAGGGGAUUUCUUUUUUCUUAAAUAAUUUAUUUUCAUAAUAUUGCGUGUAUUUUCAAAAUGUUACGGCACGUUGUUUUCUUAGACUGUUGCAUUUACUUUAGCACAUUAAUAUUAUAUUAUAAUAGUAAGAUAUUUUUUCUUAACUUUAUUCUCAUAUUCUCACACGACCCCUUAUUCUCAAAACAUGAUCACUUUAUCAUAAAAUAUUAUGAUAAAAGUGAUCAUAAAAUAAUAUUAUUUCUUGUAAUAUUUCAUAUUUUUUCUUAAAUUUGUCACAGAUUUCCAAUUAAAAUAGUUCAGUUUAAUAUUUAAAAUAAUUUUGACUUAAUUUGUUUAAACAGAUUUAGCAACCUAAGUUCUAGUAGUAACCUAAAUGCUGACAAUGUAAAUAUUUUCUGAUAUGGAUAUAGUUCAAUCUUGACCUUGGAAAUGGUACUUUCCAAAAAAUAAUAAUUUCAGGCCCUUUUUUCAAAGCAUGGGUUUACCUUCACACGUACUUUUUUCAGUAUAAAGUUUCAUUGCUUAACUAAAUAACACAAUUCUGUCUGUUUAGUAACUGCUGAGCUUUUCAUUAUAAUCUCACAUUGUUCUUAUUUCUAAGAGAUUUUUAAGGACCAUUUCCUGAGAUGCCUAAAAGUUUACAAUUUAAAAGUUGCCUGCAAUAUUGUGACGAAUGGGGAACUUAAUCAAAAGCUACUAAACAGAUCUCAUGGUUGGGUUUCAACAGCUUUUUCAACAUCAGGAAUAAACACAUUUUCCUGUUUAGUCUCCCACAGGUUGAUAUGUUUCAAACGAUGCAGUAGAAAGUUACUGAAGGUUAAUAAUGAAGUUGCAUUUUGUUAUUUAUUGUAUGAUCUUUUAUUAGCCAGUGACACCCUUAAGGGAAAAUAAGCUAGCACUGAUUGAAGGUGUAUAGUCAGUGCUAGGACUACUGUAGUAUAGGUGGGCUUUUGAAAUGCAUCUGCCUAAUGUUACAGGAAACUGCCCAAAUGAAACUCCAGAAGCCUCUACUAACUUUGAUAGCUUUGCACUAUCCACUUUAAAGAUUCAAUAAAUGUACGUUUUCUUCUCAAAGUAUUUAAAAGCUAUUUUUUUCAAGGAGGACGGUGCCGAUCAUUGAGCACUAACUUUCAUGCCGACCUCUUUAAAGGUACUUUUUGCAAUCUUCCUCUCCGGCAUUUAAGGAAAACUUGCAGCGCCAAGGUGCAGGGUUUGAUCAGCAGGUGUGUUGAAAAUAAGAAUGUGCUCGUAGUUAUUUGCUUGGUUAAAUGUAGGUUACACUGGGUACCCCUACAAAUAGCAUUUUUAAGCAGGGGACCAGGGAUUUGAGUCUGCUUUCCUGUCUAUUCUCUAUACUGUACUAAUAGGCUGAAAAUGCCCAAAAUAGAGUUGUACGUUACACUGACUUGCUACACCACCUUGUUGUGGAAAUUGGUAUUACACAUAGUGUAGUCCAGCCCUGCUUAAACUUUAGUUCUCUCUUUUUCUCUAUUUCGUGAAGAAUGAUUUCAAAAAAGGAAUUUGCAACAAGUACCUUUAAAGCAAAAGUUUGACAUUUUAGUAAUUCUGCUUUUUCGCUUUGAGAGUUUAAUGACACUGACUACUAAAGUCUAUUCCAGUUGUAUUGUGACUGUUAAAAGUCACAAUACAACUGGACUUUACUUUGUCAAAUGAACAUACAUCAUUAUUUAAAGUUACCUUAUGAAAGCCACCUUAUUAUACACUAAAAACAUUUACUGUGAACAUAGUUACCACACAGCAUGUGUAACUCCUGUAUAACCUGGUUUCUUACAAAAUAAUGAUAACCUCAAAAUACAUCAUUAAAGCACACGUUAGCACAUAUAUAGAAAUUAAAGGUAAUCCUAACAUCUGGUGGAUUUUGUAAUUAUAAGCACAAUAAACAAAGAAACAGCAGUGAUAUGGUACUGAAUGGAUUUCAAUGGAUUUCUAAAGUGCAGUCAGCUUAAAGCUACACCAGGUUAGCUUAGCACAUAUUGAAGAAAUAUUGGGAAGCAUUAUAAAUAAUGUGUUGAAAAUAAAACAAAUUGCCUUUUUUUUUCUUUUUCUUUUCUUUUUUUUUUUACAUUUUUGUACUAUUUAAAGCAACAUGAUCAUAUAACUGUUUGUGAGCUUUAGAGGUGCUACUACAAGAAUAUUAGCUGUCAGAAAGCGACUAAGUGAAUUACCUUAAUUGCCAAACUAUUUCUUUAAAUUAACCCUGUAUAGCAGUUUUUAUUUGAUAUAUCUUAUACUAAAGCACAAUUUUGGAUCAUAUUGAAUCUUCCAGUGUAACAGUGUAUAAUACAUGACUAACCACUGACCCUAGUUUUUGUAAAUACUAAUCAGAAGUUUCCUUCUGCUAAAUGUGUACAAAGUGCCAUGGAACAAAAAGAUAGCUUUUAUGUGUACAUCUUAUUUUUUUGCCCUGUUGACAAGGCUGACAUUCUAUAAGGAGGUUUUCACUCAAGGGGAAAAUUAUUUGUAUAGACUUUAAAACAUUGUUAUAAGUGAUGCGUCUAAUUAUUGGUGUAAUGUUUUAUAUGUAACAAUUUCAGGCACCAUCUAUAAAUGGUUUCAAACCAUUUUACAGAUGUUAAUGUGGUGGAAAAUGUCACUGUUUUCUAUGUGCUGUAUACUCCUGAACAGAACAAUACAAAUGCUAAGAA
Maylandia zebra (zebra mbuna) is the source of this 7009-nucleotide messenger RNA. RefSeq names its product CAP-GLY domain containing linker protein 1b (gene clip1b). Gene Ontology annotation, cellular component: cell cortex; microtubule plus-end; nucleus. Gene Ontology annotation, biological process: cytoplasmic microtubule organization; positive regulation of microtubule polymerization. The record is from RefSeq and is a predicted model, not a curated record. Lineage: Eukaryota; Metazoa; Chordata; Actinopteri; Cichliformes; Cichlidae. Gene Ontology annotation, molecular function: microtubule plus-end binding.